GCAAAAGGAGGAGGUUACCGUCACAGCGCUCCUCUCUCUCUCUCUCUUCCCCACAGAAACCUUCUCAGACCAGACCACGCACUGCCAAAAACAUGGUCAUCCAAACCUGAUUAAUCCAUAGAGCAUCAAGGAGAGGUACUGGAGAGGAUGUCAAGACACCCCAAAAGCUGAAGAAGACCUUGAAAGGAUAUAAUUAUGGACUGAUGAAAUAAAGUUAAAAAAAUAACCCCGGAUGGAGCACUGGUGAGGUACCAGAGAAGAAGAACAGUCUUUAACCUGCGGAGCAAAUGAUCUGAGAGUGUUUGGCAUUCAGUUCUGUUCAAGUCAACAGUACAAGAGACGUGAUGUUGUGUGCGCAGGGAAUCGGCACCGUGGCUCUUUUCUACUGUGUUCAUCUGAUGACAGUGACGGCACUGAUAGACUCUGACGAUGUCAUCACACGAGACGAGCAGAUCUACGUUCUGAUAGGUGCUCACGCCCGGUGUGAAAGGAACAUUCGGACACAGUUGGUGCUGGUCAAAGAGGGAGACUGCAUCCCAGAGUGGGACGGGAUCAUCUGCUGGCCACGGAGCAGAGCGGGUCGGCUGGUCUCCAUGCUUUGUCCAGAGUACAUCUACGACUUCAACCACCGAGGGCGAGCCUACCGCCAGUGUGAUGCGUGGGGAAACUGGGAGCAGGUGUCCAGUAUCAACCGCACUUGGGCCAACUACACAGAGUGCACCACAUACUUGACCUCCAACCACAGGAGCCAAGAGGAGAAAGUAUUUGAGAGACUCCAUCUCAUGUACACUGUUGGCUACUCCAUUUCUCUCACAUCACUGUUGGUGGCAGUCUCCAUCCUCUGCUAUUUCAAGCGUCUCCACUGCACACGCAACUACAUCCACAUUCACCUCUUCACCUCCUUCAUAUGCCGAGCAGUCAGCAUUUUUGUGAAGGACGCUGUGCUCUACUCCGUAUCUGAGGACAGUAAGACUGAGCCUGAGUUCACUGCGCAGAAGCCCCACAUGGCCGGUUGUAAGGUUGCUGUUACUCUCUUCCUGUAUUUCCUGGCGACCAAUCACUUCUGGAUCCUGGUGGAGGGGUUGUACCUACAUAGCCUCAUUUUCAUGGCCUUCCUCUCUGACAAGAACUACCUGUGGGCCCUCACCAUCAUCGGGUGGGGUGUCCCGGCUGUGUUUGUGUCCAUUUGGGUCAGUGCACGAGCAUCAAUGGCAGACACACAAUGCUGGGACAUCAGUGCUGGAAACCUGAAGUGGAUCUAUCAAGUUCCCAUUCUGGCAGCCAUUGUUGUGAACUUCCUCCUCUUUGUCAAUAUAAUCCGAGUUCUGGCCUCUAAACUGUGGGAAACCAACACUGGUAAACUGGAUCCUCGACAGCAGUACCGGAAGCUGCUCAAGUCCACGCUAGUCCUCAUGCCCUUGUUUGGCGUUCACUACAUGGUGUUCAUGGCUCUUCCCUACACCGAGGUCACCGGGCUGCUGUGGCAGGUGCAGAUGCAUUAUGAGAUGUUCUUCAACUCUUCCCAGGGAUUUUUCGUGGCAUUUAUCUACUGUUUCUGCAAUGGGGAGGUGCAGGCAGAGGUGAAGAAGGCGUGGUUGAGACGCAGCCUCGCUCUUGACCUCAAACAGAAAACCCGGAUGACCAGCAGCGGCGGCGGAGGCAGCUGCUACUACGGCGGCAUGAUGUCACACACCACCAUGCACAGUGUCAGCUUGUCCGCUGCCAAUCCCAGAGCGCUUUCCUUCACAGGAGGCGUGAUGGGAUCAGGUGGAGGUGCUGUCGGCGGGUCAGGGGUCAGGCCGCCACGCCACACCUCGCUCCACCCACAAACCAGCCUACCUGGAUAUGUUCCUGGUGAUACUGAGACCUCGGGCGUUUUUGCCAGACAUGUCAGAACCAGCAAAGGAAAUCAUGACUGGAGAAGUCACGGGGCACCUUCAACCCAAACCCCUGGAGCAGAAGACGCCGACAGCUCCUUAUCUCUGAAGGAGCUGGAGACAAUCUUGUGACUGGGUCAUUGGUCAUAAUGAUCUCUCUCGAUCUCAACUUGUAAGCCCGAUUGAACAAGAAGUCCUUAAAGUGCUCAGGAAAAUGGACAUUCCAACAUGCACACCUUCAUGACAGCUGCUGAGGAAGAUCGUCAACAAUGAUAGAGGUUUGAGGCUUUGUCGGUGGGUUCCAGCGGGUCACAGACACAUUUUAAUUUUCGCAAAAUAACAUCAAAAUAAGGAUUGGAGGAAACUUUGUGCUGGAUAUCUUGUGGGUUUAUUGAAUUUCUGUCAGUGUACAGGAUUUGUACAUCACUUGUUUAAUGCUUUGAAAUUAUGUUAAAGAAAUGAGGAUGUGAUGCUGCAGAGAAUUCAGAAAAGUACAGACAGUGUUUACACACAGUGAGAUCUUGAGGGUUAAUUUUUCUCCCACUUCACAUCUUUCCUGUGUUGGAUUUUCCAUGCACGACUGGCUGACCCCAAUUCAAACGGCUGUGUGUUGCAGAAUCUGCUGUAUCCUCCCUUUUUUUUUUUUUUUUUUUUUUUUACAAAUAAUGACUUCCAGGCAGCAGCCACACAUUAUAUUUUAUACAUUACAAAGCACUGCACUACAAAUAUCAGUUUUCCCAAAAAGCCGAUGGUCCCAGAUGAAUUAUUUUUCAUCAUAUAGUCACGUCUAGACAGGCAGGCAGACUCUCUGCACCUUUGUUGUCACUCCAUGUUGUCUACUCAUCAGUAUUUCAGGACCCUGAGGGCUGAUAACACAAACCUUUGGCCCCUCACAGGUCAAACCCCAACUCCUUCCAUCGUGUCACCUCUGCCCUGAAUGCCUUCACAACACCGUCCAGAAUUUCACACGUUCCCCUUAGGCCUUGGCUCGGGGGCAGGAGGCACCUGAGUGUUUCGUAGACCUCGAGCGUGACUGACUAAACAUGCAGCACAAGCCACCAGUAUUCGCACGAUUAGCAGACAGGGAACUGCGCCAGUAAAUAGCAAUCUAUAUUGCUGCUUCUCUGUUUAUAUGAUGUACAGUGUAAGAUUAUGUUCAGAUUAUGUUGAUACCUAUUUUGAUAUACAGCAGACUGACACUCUUAAUAGAAAAUCAACAAAAGCAAGUUCAAAAUGACAUCUCUGGGGAGGAUACUGAAUUAUACAUGAGCAUAAGUGCAUUUUUUGAGUAAAGUGGAUAACGUGGAGAUGUAAAUCAAUAUUGAUUCAUACUGACACUUUUUGGCCCUGGACAUCUUUUGUUCCUCGUGUUUCUGCGUCGUAUACGUCACAUCUGCAAAAUACUCAACAGCAUAUUGGAAUCUGAAAAGACCCACAUGAUUUAAAUAUUUCAUUGCAUAAUAAUCCAGCGAGGUGAAGAAACAAUUUGCUUUCAAGACAGAACAGUAUAGAGCCAUGGGGAUAUGAUUAUUGGUUAAAGGGGCACCCCACCAGUUUGAAUUAAAUAAACCUAAAGAUGUGAUCGGGUUUAUCUUAGUUCAAGACCUGACUUAUACAAUAUGCAGGUGUGGGGGUUUAAACUAAAUCUUCCCAGCUGUCCCUAACUUUGAUUCCAGUGCUUGAAUGAUAUUCAAGAUCUGUAGCCUGUUGUUAAAAUAAAGACAUUGCAAGUGAAAAUGUUCUCAAUGAUAUGCUAUUUCAAAAUUGUGUGUUACAGUGUCAAGACAUGCUUAAAAUGCAUAAAGCAAACUGCCCAGAUGAGAUUAUGAUUUUCUGGUUAGAGACUACAGUUUACCAUUUCACAGCUCAGAUCUGGUCAAAACAGGAAUAUGAAGCAUUGGAACACAAAAAGCACCACACACACACACACACACACACACACACACACACACACACACACACACACACACACACAGAUAUGCAUGAGUGAUUACUCCUGCACCAGGACAAAAAGAUCACAACCCCCA
This is a messenger RNA of Scophthalmus maximus (turbot), 3904 nucleotides long. RefSeq names its product parathyroid hormone 3 receptor (gene pth3r). Lineage: Eukaryota; Metazoa; Chordata; Actinopteri; Pleuronectiformes; Scophthalmidae. Gene Ontology annotation, cellular component: plasma membrane. Gene Ontology annotation, molecular function: peptide hormone binding; G protein-coupled peptide receptor activity; parathyroid hormone receptor activity. Gene Ontology annotation, biological process: cell surface receptor signaling pathway; adenylate cyclase-modulating G protein-coupled receptor signaling pathway. The transcript has 13 exons. The record is from RefSeq and is a predicted model, not a curated record. The coding region runs from base 345 to 2009 and encodes 554 amino acids.